Messenger RNA from Bradysia coprophila, 1339 nucleotides. RefSeq names its product putative oxidoreductase YjmC. Gene Ontology annotation, molecular function: oxidoreductase activity. NCBI's taxonomy places the organism in Eukaryota, Metazoa, Arthropoda, Insecta, Diptera, Sciaridae. The record is from RefSeq and is a predicted model, not a curated record.
GGUAAACAAUUGUAGAGAACAACCACAUAAUACAGCAGGUCGUUUUUGUCUUGUUCAAUUAAAACAGCGCAUUUAAUAGGCGGUUUAAGUUGAUUUCUUCUGUCCAUUUUGACGAAACUAUCCACGACUUCAACUAUGGUAACAAAUUCAGGACAAAGUAUUCCAAAGCUCGUCUCUGUCGAUGAAUCGCGUCGUUUCAUGAUCGACUGUCUCAUUGCUUCGAAAUCGUCACCGUCUCAUGCUCAACAAAUGGCUGAUAUGCUGGUUGAGGCUGAUUAUCGCGGUCACUACAGUCAUGGCAUGAAUCGCGUGGAAAUGUAUGUAACUGAACUAAAAGAAGGUGUAGCAGACGGUCUUGCGACUCCGAAAAUUCUGAAAGAAACUCCGGCCACUGCAUGGGUUGACGGAGAGAAUGGACUCGGUGCUGUGGUUGGAAAUUUUUGCAUGGAUUUGGCAAUAGAGAAAGCUAAAAAUGUUGGUGUUGGUUGGGUAUGUGCAAAGAGAUCGAAUCACUAUGGAAUAGCUGGAUGGUAUACCAUACGUGCAAUGAAUCAAGGCUUUAUGGGAAUUUCAAUGACCAAUACGUCUCCCAUUAUGACACCUACACGCAGCAAGGAGUCGGCUCUUGGAACCAAUCCAAUUAGCUUCGCCGCCCCAGCAAACAAUGGUGAUAGUUUUGUAUUGGACAUGGCAACAACAGCCGUUGCAGUUGGUAAAAUUGAAAUAAAAAAGAGGAAGAACGAACCGUGUCCCAUUGGCUGGGCACAAGACCAGGAAGGUAAUCCCACGACAGAUCCACAUGUUGCUUUCGAUGCUGGUUGUUUGAUGCCUCUAGGAGGCGCCGAAAAUACGUCUGGCUAUAAGGGUUACGGUUUGGCUGGUAUGGUGGAAACUAUGUGUGGUAUAUCUGCAGGAUCAAACUUUUCAACGAAAAUUCGGAAGUGGCCACUUUCAGGAAAUAUUUCUGAAGCAAAUCUUGGUCAGGUUUUCAUUGCCAUCGAUCCCAACUGCUUUGCACCGGGGUUCACUGAUCGAAUGACUGAAAUGAACGAUAUUUGUAGGAAUAUGUCCAGGAUUGACUCAGAGGUUCCGGUUUUGGUUGCUGGCGAUCCAGAACGCAUUCAUAUGGAAAAGGUCGAUAAGGAAGGUGGCUUAGUAUACACGGAAAAUCAACUGCAAACAUGUGAUAGUUUAGCCGAAAGGCUGAGUAUUCAACCACUUCGAUUCGUUUGAAUAGAACCAGUACCCCUGGCACAAUUUCUAAGUUUACAGAUUCUAUUUUAAAGUGAAUAUGAGCUUUUCUCGCCAAAUUAAAGGUGUCACACUCAUUCUGAAAUCA